Tricharina praecox is the source of this 1122-nucleotide messenger RNA. Its product is annotated as inositol phospholipid synthesis and fat-storage-inducing TM-domain-containing protein. Lineage: Eukaryota; Fungi; Ascomycota; Pezizomycetes; Pezizales; Pyronemataceae. The record is from RefSeq and is a predicted model, not a curated record. The coding region runs from base 124 to 999 and encodes 291 amino acids. Gene Ontology annotation, cellular component: endoplasmic reticulum membrane. Gene Ontology annotation, biological process: phospholipid biosynthetic process; lipid droplet organization; lipid storage. The transcript has 2 exons.
GCCCAGUUGCCCGGUUCCGACUGGCACCAACAAAGAACGAAACCAAAGCCACGCCAGUUCGCCAACCACCUCAAAACCAUCUCCUCGUCCUGCUCCAACCCUACGAUACCAUUCUUCCAAUACAUGAUAUCACGAUACAAUACAUGCGCCAUGAACCCAUCACCAUCACCCUUCGAGAAAUCACCUACAAACGGCUUCACCCGCGAAAAAGACGAUGCUGAGCCCGAGCCCUCUUUCCGGAUGCCUCAGGCUUACGGGCACGGAAUCCACUCCUCAACGAACGAGUACCUAGUAGCACUAAUCUACCCGGCCACGCUCGCGCUCGCCUCUGCCUUCUACCUCCUCUCACCGUCGCCCAGCGCCAACGAGUCGUACUUCAGUCACAAAGGCAACUUGAUCAAUGUCGUCUUCGUAAAAUUCGGGUGGUUCUGGACCACAGCCGUGUUCCUCCUGCACCUGUCCCGGUUACGCUCUUCGAGCAAGCCGAAGGCGCUCCUGAGAUGGGUGCUGGCAACCGUCUGGUGGAUCAGCGUCACCCAGUGGUUCUUCGGACCUCCGCUUAUGGACCGGACGUUCUUGAUUACCGGUGGUGCGUGCGAGGUGCUCCACAAGGCGAAUGCGGAUCCGAACGAUAACGGGAUGAGCAAGGGGGGGAUGCUGUUGACUUCGGCGGCUUGCAAACUCCAGGGCGGAAGGUGGACUGGUGGGCAUGAUCUGAGUGGACAUGUCUUCCUGUUGACGCACGCAAGUCUCUUUCUGUGGAGUGAGGUUCUGCCGGUUUUGAGCACGGAUUUCUGGGGAGGUGUCGAGAGUGGCGCUGUUUGGGGCUUGCUCGGUAUGUGGUGGUGGAUGUUGCUCAUGACGGGGGUUUACUUCCAUACAUGGACCGAGAAGAUCACCGGAUUAGUCGUCGCGACGUUCGAGUGGGCUGCCCUUUACAUGUGGGCACUCAAGUCCCUUCCCAAUAUCAGGAUGCUAUUGGGAGUUCCGGGUGUGUAGCGGGCAAGUUUUGUGUGUGAUCGGCUUGAUAGACACCAGAAUUCGUUAUGUAUUCCACUCUACUUUUUACCCGCAUAUUUGUACAGUUUUCAAUUCCAUAUUUCGAAAGUAAAGACAUUUAUU